GUCCGCCUAUCAUCUCACCUUUCCUCUCCCAAGUCCCAACCAACAUCAUCGCAUCUAACCUCUACCAAGUUUACUCUCUUUGUAUAUCAUCAUCAUCCUUUCUCCCAAACCCCAUUUCCCCAAUCUUCAUCUCACCUUUCCUCUCCCAAGUCCCAACAUCAUCGCAUCUAACCUCUACCAAGUUUACUCUCUUUGUAUAUCAUCAUCAUCCUUUCUCCCAAACCCCAUUUCCCCAAUCUUCAUUGCUCUCUCUGAAAAAAAUUCUUCCUGUACUGAAUUGAAUCUUCAACCAUGGUUACAGGCUUAGUCCUCAGAUCAGUCUCUAAGAAACUGUCUUUUUCAUCAAACCCAUCAAAACUCACCCUCACAAGACUUUACAACGCCCCACCACCACCGCAAGAACAAAAAACCGAACCAAAAGCAACAGACAAAUCAAACCACAAAACAUUCCAAAUCUACAGAUGGAAUCCAGACAAUCCAACAAAACCAGAGCUAAAAAAUUACUCAAUCGAUUUAAAAGAUUGUGGUCCAAUGGUGUUAGACGCACUAAUCAAAAUCAAGAACGAGAUCGAUCCAACUUUGACUUUUAGACGAUCGUGUCGUGAAGGUAUUUGUGGUUCUUGUGCUAUGAAUAUUGAUGGUUGUAAUGGUUUAGCUUGUUUAACAAAGAUUGAACCCAAGGAGAAAGAGAGUACGAUUACACCGUUGCCUCAUAUGUUUGUCAUUAAGGAUUUGGUUGUUGAUAUGACUAACUUCUAUAAUCAAUAUAAGAGUAUUGAACCAUGGUUGAAAAGAAAGAAUCCAGCUGAGGAGAAAGGGAAAGAGAUUUAUCAGAGUAAGAAAGAUAGGGCUAAACUCGAUGGGAUGUAUGAAUGUAUUCUAUGUGCUUGUUGUAGUACUUCUUGUCCUAGUUAUUGGUGGAAUCCUGAAUCUUAUCUUGGUCCUGCUGCUUUGCUUCAUGCUAACAGGUGGAUAAGUGAUAGCCGUGAUGAGUACACAGAUGAGCGUUUAGCUGCAAUUAACGACGAGUUCAAGCUAUACCGGUGCCAUACAAUAUUGAACUGUGCUCGUGCCUGCCCGAAGGGAUUAAACCCUGGAAAGCAGAUCAACACCAUCAAGGCACGCCAGCCUGGCCUACUGGGCUAAAACCGUGGGAAGUAGACCGCUACCAUCAAGGCACACCAGACAAAAUGGAAUAUUUACUGGAUGUGGGCACUUAAUUUUUCUAAAUUUCAGAAACUUUACAGCAUUCAUCACUGAACUACUAUAUAAGUUUAAUAAUAGGGUGCAGCUGUGUUUACUUGGACAUGUGCCUGAACUUAAUAUUCUCUGUUUCACAAUAACGGCUCACUGAAAAUGCAACCUUUCAUCUUUAACAGUUCAUCGUUGUUCUUGUCAAUCUUGUAUGCAGUUUUGGAUCUUAUAUUUAGUAAUGUAUUAAUGUUGCACAACCUAAUGUAUGAUGCUUUUGCUAC
Messenger RNA from Papaver somniferum (opium poppy), 1475 nucleotides. Its product is annotated as succinate dehydrogenase [ubiquinone] iron-sulfur subunit 1, mitochondrial-like. Gene Ontology annotation, molecular function: electron transfer activity; 2 iron, 2 sulfur cluster binding. NCBI's taxonomy places the organism in Eukaryota, Viridiplantae, Streptophyta, Magnoliopsida, Ranunculales, Papaveraceae. The coding region runs from base 292 to 1146 and encodes 284 amino acids. The transcript is spliced from 2 exons. The record is from RefSeq and is a predicted model, not a curated record. Gene Ontology annotation, cellular component: mitochondrion. Gene Ontology annotation, biological process: tricarboxylic acid cycle; respiratory electron transport chain; aerobic respiration.